Molecule: messenger RNA, 1356 nt
Organism: Metarhizium acridum CQMa 102
Lineage: Eukaryota; Fungi; Ascomycota; Sordariomycetes; Hypocreales; Clavicipitaceae
Source: RefSeq, a predicted model, not a curated record
AUGCGCGUCACAGGCCCGGUCUGCGCGCUGCUCUGUGUGAACAUCCGCCUAGCAAUAGCCAACAAAGAGCCUCAGCUUCCAAUCCACAAUGCCGCUGAUGCUUGCCCCGACUAUGCGUCAUAUGCGUCUUAUCCGCACAAGCCUCUGAGCACUGGGCCUCUCGCACUUCCGUUUCAAAGACCCGAGCGACGAUGUCGGACAUUCCACUCCGAUGAAAUCGAGAAAGUUAUAACAGACAUCACGACACGAAUGAAGGACCCAGACCUGGCACGAUUAUUCGAGAACGCUUUCCCGUCAACAACCGAUACGACUAUUAAAUUCCAUACCAAAGGCAGAGAUACCGGCUUCGUUCGAUUCGGCGGAUCGCGAACUGUCUUGGAUGACGGUGCCUGGCAAGGGCAUCACUCCUUCAUAAUAACGGGGGAUAUACUUGCCGAAUGGCUGCGCGACUCAACAAACCAGCUGCGUCCAUAUCAAACGCUGGCAAAGAAAGAUCCCGCCAUUUUUGACUUGAUCUUGGGCGCCAUCAACACACAGGCGGAGUACGUCAUUGAGGCUCCAUACUGCAAUGCUUUCCAGCCUCCUCCCAUUAGUGAUCUUCCGAUAACGUCCAAUGGUCAGGACGACGUUGUCCAUCCAGCAUAUGAACCCAGCGCUGUAUUUGAGUGCAAGUACGAACUUGAUUCGCUAGCCCAUUUUCUGGCGCUGGCGAACGACUUCUAUGAACACACAGGCUCGACAGAUUUCUUGAACAACCGAUGGUAUCUCGCAGUCGAAACACUCCUACAAGUCCUAGAAGCACAGUCAAAGCCGACGUUCGACCCGGAAACGGGAGACUAUUUGAGAAAUGAGUACACUUUUCAGAGACGGACAAGCACUGGCACAGAGACACUCAAUUUGCAAGGAAACGGUAACCCCCUCAACAGCGGCACAGGUCUCAUUCGCUCCGCAUUCAGACCUAGUGAUGACGCCACGAUCUUAGGCUUCUUUAUCCCUGCCAACGCGAUGAUGUCUGUCGAGCUGCGCCGGACCUCUAAGUUCCUCAAGGCUUCAAAUAAAGCAUCUUUGGCAGAAAAGCUGGAGAAGUGGGGUGAUUCUUUACGCUCCGCUGUCUGGGAGCACGGCGUGGUCACCCACACAAAGUACGGACAAGUUUUUGCGUACGAAGUUGACGGCUAUGGUUCCGCGAUCAUGAUGGACGAUGCAAAUUAUCCAUCUCUGCUAGCCUUGCCCCUCAUGGGGUUUUGUGGAAUUGAAGAUCCAAUUUACAAAAAUACAAGAAAAAUGAUAUUGGAAAAACGGGGCAAUCCCUACUACCUGAAAGGCAAGGAUUUCGAGGGCAUCGGCGGUAAGUAA